AUGGCGUGCUCAAUGAUAUUCCAUUUGUCACCUGUCAUUGAUGAUGAAAUUGAUAUUUUUAUGCAGCUACAAUUGUAUUUUAAAUCCAAGCCACCAGAGGCAAACAAACCACAGCCCCCAUCUACAGCCAAUGGUACAGCAGCACCUGGUGUUCCACCAAGGCCCAUGCCCCCACCACCUCAAGCUCCACCACCACCUCCUCCUCCUCCACAGGGGCCACCUCCUGGUGCACCUAUUGGAAAUCCUCAUAGAGCCCCUCCAACUCCAAUGCCAAGAUCAUUGCCACCCCCUCCUCCUAUGGCAAAUGGUCCCAGACCUGCACCUCCUGGUGGAAUGCCAUCUAUCCCGCCCCCUCCCCCAGUUGGCAGCGGCACAUCAGGAGGUUUCAACAUGGGUUCUAGACCGCCGUCAAUGCCACCUCCACCCCAAGGUUUCCCAUUCCAACAAAUACAGAAUCAGGGUGUCCGGAUGCCUCCACCUCCCCCUAACAUGGGACAGUAG
This is a messenger RNA of Arachis ipaensis, 501 nucleotides long. RefSeq lists its product as uncharacterized. The record is from RefSeq and is a predicted model, not a curated record. Lineage: Eukaryota; Viridiplantae; Streptophyta; Magnoliopsida; Fabales; Fabaceae.